This is a messenger RNA of Schistocerca cancellata (South American locust), 3369 nucleotides long. Its product is annotated as ERC protein 2-like. The record is from RefSeq and is a predicted model, not a curated record. The transcript has 2 exons. Gene Ontology annotation, molecular function: structural constituent of presynaptic active zone. Lineage: Eukaryota; Metazoa; Arthropoda; Insecta; Orthoptera; Acrididae. The coding region runs from base 1034 to 2017 and encodes 327 amino acids. Gene Ontology annotation, biological process: maintenance of presynaptic active zone structure; neuromuscular synaptic transmission; regulation of synaptic plasticity. Gene Ontology annotation, cellular component: cytoskeleton of presynaptic active zone.
UACACGAUCGACAUCGGUAUAUUUUAAAUGACACAGUGAGAGCGGAAAUUUCAUACUUCCGAUUUCGCCGUUGCUUAGGGGCAGUGGAAACAUAAGUGCGGCAUACACAACUAGUUUCGAAUCAGUGUUCUUUGAAGUAACUGGAAAGGUGUUUCAUAGUGUAGGGAGAACAUAAUAUUCUUGACUAGAAUAUAUAGUGUGGUCUGAACAUGAUUUGCUGCUUAAUAACAGUCGCCGUUGCUACGAAUAAACCGAUUGGGAUGAUACAGUUGACCGACCACAAUUACGUCAGCAUGAAAAGAUUUUCAUGCAAGAACCGUAGUUCGGUGACAGUAAUGUUAUCCGUUUAGGUUAUACACUAUUGUAAAAGCGACGGGCAAGUGGUGUUUCGCUGUUAAACAACUUCGUUGCAUUGUUAUAAAAGUGGCUAUUACGGUAAAAAUGUCUGUUCGUGUAAUAUGAAGAAGAGCAGAGACAAUUCAGAGAGCUGUGCACGAAAAAUAUUAUUAGUAAAAUAAAGGCUAACUGUAAGAUUGGAAGACGGGCCUUUGAAAAACAAAAGCAUCAUCGUUGUAAGGAACAUUGUUGAACGUUUCCGUGGAGUAGAGCCGACGCGUUGAUCGAACGGAGCGCACGAGGAUCUCACUCCCGCCAAAAGAGGGCGGACGUCGCGUCGUGGCGCGGCGCGGAGCUGCGCAGCCAGUUGGCUGGAGUACGAGAGCGGUUGGGGGGAGGCCUUCAUUGAUCAGCGGCCGGCGGAGAAGAGGAGCUGCGGGGCGCUCCGCUCAGUCGGGCAGUGGUGCGGCAGCGGUGCGCGUGGGGCAUGUGACGCACGGCGCGGGCGUGCGGUGUGCGGUCGAGAGGGAGCAGGCGAGUGCGGGCGUGCGUGCGUCGAUAGCGGAGACCAGAGAGCGAUAAUGCCGCCGUCUGCGGGCGGUCUCGGACUCCUCCUGGCACUGGUGGCGGCGGCUGCGACGACGACGACGACUGCGGCAGCGACUCGAAGCGGAGGAAAGCGCAGCAGCGGGCGGUCAUGUCGUACGGCGCCCCCUCCAAUCUGAGCGGGGGCGGCGGAUACGGCGCUGGAGGAGGCAGCGGAGCAGUCGGUGCCGGCGGGAACCGAUCGCCGCGGAGCUCGCGCCGGCUGGCCGGCGAACUGCCCACCGUAGACCGGUCGCCGUCGCGCUCCAACUACGGCCUGAGCGGCGGCGGCGCCACACGGGGCAGCCCUCUGGGGAGCCGCAAGGGCGCGCGCUCCCCACCCCCGUCGGCGGCGGACGCGCAGCAUGCGCAGCAGCAGCAACAGUACCAGCAGCAGCAGCAGUACCAUUCGGCAGCGUCAGCGUCCGCCGGCUACAUGGGCUCGCCGUACUACGCGACGCGCGACGACGAGCUAGGCUCGCCGGUGAUGAUGGACGAGCGCGGCCGCGGCCACCACCGGUCGCGCUCCGCCUCGCGGCCCGCCAUGGGGGGCGGCGGGGGUGGCGGCGGCACGCGCUACCAGUCGCUGGAUCGCAGCGGGUUGGGCGGCGACGCGCACGAGCGCGAGUUCGUGCCCAUCCGGGAGCCGCGCGAGCGCUCGCUGGACCGCGGCAUGGGCACCGGCCGCGACCGCUCGCUCGACCGCGGGGGUGGCCUCUACCUGGACGACGACCUGUACGGCGGCGGCGGGGGCGGCAGCCGGUCGGCGCGCCAGUCGCCCAACCCGCACAUGAUGGCCUCGGGCGGCAGCGGCCGCGACAUCGUCGCCGAGCUGCAGCAGCAGAACAGCGACCUGCAGCGCGAGCUCGCCAACUUCAAGAAGGAGCUCGAGCUGACCAACCAGAAGCUCGGCUCCAGCAUGCACAGCAUCAAGACCUUCUGGAGUCCCGAGCUCAAGAAGGAGCGCGCCCUGCGCAAGGAGGAGUCGGCCAAGUACAGCCUCAUCAACGACCAACUCAAGCUGCUCAACUCCGAAAAUCAGGUGCGUAUCGUUGCGUGUGCUGGCAGUGCUUUUAAUCAGCGUCUAUAUGUGUAAGUACCAAAUACACGCAGUAUCCUGAGUAUAGCUCUUUCUGCCAAGAAAAGAAUUUAGACAUUUUAAUUCAUGUGGAGGUGACGCCGAUAACCGCUGUAGAGACACGUAUUUUUUUAUUACUUAUUUAUCAGCACGAUUACGAAUGCGCUUUUCCCUAGCAACGUAUUUUCUAUUCUGUUUUUAUAAAGCAUCACGGGUAGUUCUUGGCGGCUUGCGUUGGAUUUACUGUCUGUGUGCAUGCGGUGGUUCGGCUCCGUUUGUGUGUUCCAAGAGCGUGCCUUGCCUUGUUAUGGAGUUACCGGCUACUUGCAUACUCGCUGUUUUAAAUACUUACACACCCAUCGGUUUGUGCUGUUACGUGCGUCCCUUUUGUAACUAACACCAAUAGAACUAGCAAAAAGUGUGGCAGUCUCAUGAACACACAUUACCGAAAAAAUAACUAAUUGCCCUAUAGUCUUGGAGAUCCGCCAUCGGUCACUAAAUGUUUGUGCUGCAUAAUUUAUUCCAUCGCUGUGGGUGCUUUGUUAUUGUUAUUACUAAUGUGAAAACUACGUGGUUCCUGCGGAUGCUCUGACAGAACAGAAACAUUGUCGAUUGAAAGUUCGUCCACAUUCGUUGAGCCAAUAUUAGACAGAAAGAGAUACUUCCCCGGUAGUACGGUCAGUUGCGAAUUGGUGCGGCACUUUCUGGAAUAAGAAUUUGGAAGAUGGUGCACGAAUUGGCUAUCUGGAAGUUGGCCGUCAAUAAGAAAGGCUGACACACACAUACACACACACACACACACACACACACACACACACAUUUGCAGAAAUAGUCAUGUGAGCAUGAGUUGCCGUUUUGUAUAUGACGGAACCUAAUUUUGUGUAUGUCUUCCAGUCUAGAGAAAAUCGUUAAUAUUAGAAAGUAGAAGUAUACAUGGAUGAAACUGGAGGCUUGCGUUCCGGGGUCAGGGGAGAGGAAAAUAAAGCUUUUAGCGGGAACAGGAUACCAUCACGACUUGUAGUAGUCACGUCAACGGGGAUUUCACUGAAACAUUUGGAUUCUCUCUCUCUCUCUCUCUCUCUCUCUCUCUCUCUCUCUCUCUCUCUCUCUGUGUGUGUGUGUGUGUGUGUGUGUGUGUGUGUGUGUGUGUGUAUGACAAAUCUCAUUAAAAGUGCCUACUAAAGAUGAACUACAUGCGCGACAUUUUCCAGGUAGUGAUACUCUCAUCACAGUUGUGUGAAAGUGGCUAGUCCACGCGUUUACGGUCGGCCGUAGUGGCCGUGCGGUUCUAGGCGCUGCAGUCUGGAACCGAGAGACCGCUACGGUCGCAGGUUCGAAUCCUGCCUCGGGCAUGGAUGUGUGUGAUGUCC